Messenger RNA from Corvus hawaiiensis (hawaiian crow), 3105 nucleotides. Its product is annotated as zinc finger protein 91-like. The record is from RefSeq and is a predicted model, not a curated record. Lineage: Eukaryota; Metazoa; Chordata; Aves; Passeriformes; Corvidae.
GCAGAGGAGGAGCGGGAGCAGGAAGGGGAGCAGCGAGAGGAGGCGCCGCGUGCGUCCAGCGCUCUCUGGAUCUGCAGCCCCUUCGCGCCGGGAGCAUCGCUGCCCCCGCAUGCCGCAGGACUUCUCAUUCCCAAGCCUUGGCCGAAUGGAGGAGGAGGAGGAGGCAGUGAGGAAGAUGCCCCGGGAGCCCCAGGCAGGCACUGAGCUGCAGAUGGAGACCAGGGAGGACAAAUCCCUGUGGCAGAACCUCAUGGAAGAGGCUGCUUUGAGUGGCUCAAUGGCACAGGAAUCACACGGAGAGGAAAAGCCAGAGGGAUCCCCCACAAGGAGGGGCUCCAAAGCCAGCCCAGGGUGCUCUGAGGAGAAGCGGCCCCCCCUCUGCUUCAUCCAGAGGCCCAACCUGGUGGUCCAUGAGCAGCUGCACACUGGGGAGAAGCCCUACAAGUGCUUGGAAUGUGGGAAGAGCUUCAGCCACACUUCCCACCUCUUCAUCCACCACCAGAUACACACAGGGGGAUGGCCCUACAAGUGCUUGGAAUGUGGGAAGAGCUUCAGCCACAGCUCCAGCCUGAUCUGCCACUAUAGGAUCCACACUGGGGAACGGCCCUACAAGUGCUCGGAAUGUGGGAAGAGCUUCAGCCACAGCUCCAGCCUGACCUGCCACCAGAGGAUCCACACUGGGGAACGGCCCUACAAGUGCUUGCAGUGUGGGAAGAGCUUCUGCCAGAGCUCCAGCCUCACCUGCCACCAGGAGAUGCACGCCAGGGGAGGGCCCUUUGAGUGUCCUGAGUGUGGGAAGAUGUUUCAGUGGAUCUCCUAUCUCAUUGUACAUCAGCAAACACACACAGGGGAGAGGCCCUUCCGCUGCACAGACUGCGGGAAGAGCUUCAAGUGGAGCUCCCAACUCACCAGCCACCAGCGCAUCCACACCAGGGAGAGGCUAGAGUGUCCCGAGUGCGGGAAGAGCUUCUCCUGGAGCUCGUCCUUGAGGAAACACCAGCAGAGGCACCACUUGGAGCUGGGGGAGAGGCCUCACAAGUGCUUGGAAUGUGGGAAGGGCUUCAGGUGGAACUGCAAGCUGAGGGAACACCAGAGGAUCCACACUGGGGAGAGGCCAUACGAGUGUGGGGAAUGUGGGAAGGGCUUCACCAGCAGCUCCCACCUGAUCCAGCACCAGGUGGUCCACACCGGAGAACGGCCCUACGAGUGCUUGGAUUGUUGGAAGAGCUUCGGCCGGAUCUCCGAACUGAGGGUACACCAGCGCACCCACACUGGGGAGAGGCCCUACGAGUGUUCUGAGUGUGGGAAGAGAUUUCCAAGCAGCUCCGAUCUCCUCAGACAUCAGCGCAUUCACAUGGAUGAGAGGCCCUUCCGCUGCUCCGACUGCGGGAAGGGCUUCAAAUACAACUCCCACCUCAUCAGGCACCGGCGCAUCCACACCGGGGAGAGGCCCUACGAGUGUCCUGAGUGUGGGAAGAGCUUCUCCAGGAGCUUUACCUUGACCAAACACCAACAGAGGCACCGUGGGGAGAAGCCCCACAAGUGCUUGGAAUGUGGGAAGGGCUUCAGGUGGAGCUCCAGCCUGAGGGAACACCAGAGGAUCCACCCUGGGGAAAAGCCCUAUGAGUGUGGGGAAUGUGGGAAGAGCUUUGGACAGAGCUCCCACCUGAUCCGGCACCAGAUGAUCCACACCAGGGAACGGCCCUAUGAGUGCUUGGAAUGUGGGAAGAGCUUCGGCUGGAGCUCUGCCCUGAGAAAGCAGCGAACCCACACUGGGGAGAGGCCCUAUGAGUGUGGGGAGUGUGGGAACAGGCUUCAGACCACCUUCAAUCUCCUCGUACAUCAGUGGAUUCACACAAAAGAGAGGCCCUUCUGCUGCCCCGACUGCGGGAAGGGCUUCAAGCAAAAUUGCACCCUCAUCACCCACCAGUGCAUCUACACUGGGGAGAGGCCCUACGAGUGUCCCCAGUGUAGGAAGAGCUUCUCCAGCAGCUCUGCCUUGACCCAACACCACCGGAGGAUCACAGGACAGGAGCCUCACAAGUGCUUGGAAUGUGGGAAGAGCUUCGGCUGGAGCUCUGCCCUGAGAAAGCACCAGUGCACCCACACUGGGGAGAGGCCCUAUGAGUGUGGGGAGUGUGGGAAGAGGCUUCAGACCACCUUCAAUCUCCUCGUACAUCAGUGGAUUCACACAAAAGAGAGGCCCUUCUGCUGCCCCGACUGCGGGAAGGGCUCCAAGCAAAAUUGCACCCUCGUCACCCACCAGUGCAUCCACACCGGGGAGAGGCCCUACGAGUGUCCCCAGUGUGGGAAGAGCUUCUCCAGCAGCUCUGCCUUGACCCAACACCAACGGAGGCACCGCUAAGGGAAGCCCUGCGAGUGCCCCGAGUGCGGGAAGAGCUUCAUAAGGAAGCCCAACCUGGUGGUCCAUGAGCAGCUGCACACUGGGGAGAAGCCCUACAAGUGCUUGGAAUGUGGGAAGAGCUUCAGCCACACUUCCCACCUCUUCAUCCACCACCAGAUACACACAGGGGGAUGGCCCUACAAGUGCUUGGAAUGUGGGAAGAGCUUCAGCCACAGCUCCAGCCUGAUCUGCCACUAUAGGAUCCACACUGGGGAACGGCCCUACAAGUGCUCGGAAUGUGGGAAGAGCUUCAGCCACAGCUCCAGCCUGACCUGCCACCAGAGGAUCCACACUGGGGAACGGCCCUACAAGUGCUUGCAGUGUGGGAAGAGCUUCUGCCAGAGCUCCAGCCUCACCUGCCACCAGGAGAUGCACGCCAGGGGAGGGCCCUUUGAGUGUCCUGAGUGUGGGAAGAUGUUUCAGUGGAUCUCCUAUCUCAUUGUACAUCAGCAAACACACACAGGGGAGAGGCCCUUCCGCUGCACAGACUGCGGGAAGAGCUUCAAGUGGAGCUCCCAACUCACCAGCCACCAGCGCAUCCACACCAGGGAGAGGCUAGAGUGUCCCGAGUGCGGGAAGAGCUUCUCCUGGAGCUCGUCCUUGAGGAAACACCAGCAGAGGCACCAGUAAGGGAAUCCCUGCGAGUGCCCCGAGUGUGGGAAGAGCUUCGGGCACUGCUCCAACUCCAUCUUAAAACUCGA